This is a messenger RNA of Synchiropus splendidus (mandarinfish), 1015 nucleotides long. It is a transcript of the gene mettl23, whose product is annotated as methyltransferase like 23. The record is from RefSeq and is a predicted model, not a curated record. Lineage: Eukaryota; Metazoa; Chordata; Actinopteri; Syngnathiformes; Callionymidae. Gene Ontology annotation, cellular component: cytoplasm; nucleus. Bases 113 to 781 code for a protein of 222 amino acids. The transcript is spliced from 5 exons.
AGUAGCACGGAGGAGAUCGGUGUUGUUGAACCCAUUCACAUUGCUGACAUUUGGUCCAGUUUUAUGUAAAUGCGAACGAUGACCUGCAACUGCUGGGCAACUCAGGAGCACCAUGGACAGAAACGUCGCCUACAAAGUGUUUACGUUUGAGGAAUACGGGAGUCAGGAGAGGCUCUCUGUCACCAUCCCAGAGGUUCUAGAUCCAAGGUUUGGGAUGUAUGUGUGGCCGUGUGCUGUGGUUCUAGCUCAGUACAUCUGGACCCACAGGCAAGAUCUCAUGGACUGUACAGUUCUGGAGCUUGGUGCUGGUGUUGCGCUCCCAGGUUUGGUGGCUGCCCGCUGUGGCUCUCGUGUGAUUCUGUCAGACAACUCCAACUCCCCAGAUUGUCUGAAGAACUGCCUUAACAGUUGUGUUGCCAAUGGUUUAGAGGAAGUGGUCACAGUAGGUCUCACAUGGGGCGAAGUGUCACCUGAUCUGCUUCAGCUGCCUCCUGUGGACCUAGUCUUGGGAUCCGAUGUGUUCUAUGAGCCAGAAGACUUCGAGGAUGUCCUGCUGACAGUGGCCUUCCUUCUGAGGAAGAACCCCUCAGCCCAGUUCUGGACCACCUUCCAGGAAAGAAGUGCUGACUGGAGUCUGGAGACGCUGCUUCACCGCUGGAACCUCCAGUGUUUUAAUGUCCCACUUGAGACUUUCCAUGCAGACUCCAGUGAAUUGGCAGGCAGCCAACUCCCAGGACGGCACAAUAUACAGAUGAUGAUUAUCAAACCUAUGACCUCAUGAUCCGCGUGCACACGAUUCAUACUGAGUAUCCGAAACAAUAUUUUUAAUGACAAAAAAUUCGAAUAAUUCAAUAAUAUUCCUGUGUGAUAUGACAACCAGACUACAGCAGUCACAAGUCAUCAUUGAUCAAAGAGAUUAAUAACAGCUGAUUCUACCUUUCAAAGCCUUGUUUGUUUUCCUGUUAAGACGAGCUAUGUAAAUAUUGUUGGUAUUAUAUUAAGCGGCUAAUAAAAC